UUCCUUAUCUUUUUCUUCUUGGUUUUAUUCCAAGGCCAGGAAAAUAAAAACCCAGCAAAAAAGAAAAAAAAGAAAAAGAUGGUGCUAAACCUACUCUUACUAGCAAUAUUAUUCAUUGCUGGCCUAUUUAACUUGUUCUUCUAUUUUCCCACCAAGAAAUUCUAUGCUUGGUUACAAUCCUUCUUCUCAUCUAGUACUACUACUACCACAUCUACUUCAACAAUCACUACCAAAUCUUCCUUACCACACAAAAAAGAGAGGAAUAUCAGCAGCAAGAAAUUAGCCGAGCUUCGGAAAGUAUUUGCGACGUUCGACAAGAACAAUGACGGAUUCAUAACAAAGCAGGAGCUGAAAGACUCCCUUAAGAACAUCAGAAUCUUCAUGACAGACAAAGAGGUGGAAGAUAUGGUGAUGAAGUCCGAUUCCAAUGGAGAUGGUCUGAUUGACUUUGAGGAAUUUGGCAUGUUGUGUGAGUCCAUGAUUGGUGAUCAAGAAAGAUCAGUGCCCAUGAAUGGGAAUAAACAAGAAUUAGGUUUUGAUCAUUACGAUGAUGAUGAUGAUCAGGAUUUGAAGGAGGCUUUUGAUGUGUUUGACAAAGACAAAGAUGGGCUAAUUUCAGUUGAGGAGUUGGGCUCUAUAUUGUCUUCUUUGGGAUUGAAUGAAGGGAAGAAGAUUGAAAAUUGCAAGGAAAUGAUUAGGAAAGUUGAUAUGGAUGGAGAUGGUAUGGUUAAUUUUGAAGAGUUCAAGAAGAUGAUGAAAAGUGGAGGAAAUGCUCUUCUCUUAUCAUCUUGAUCAUGAGUAGUAAUUAUCUCCCUCUUAGGCAGCUCUUGCAAAACACUAGUAAUUUUCUCUCCCUCUCUCUUUUUCUCCCUGUAGUUAGGUCUUCUUCUCUUUUCUAACUUCAAGGCACAGAAAUGAUCAGAGAAAAGGGUGUUUAAGAUCAUGAUCAUCAAUCACCAUAUGCAAUGGUUAUAUUGCCUCCCGAAAAUCUCUGUAACUGUUUCAUUUCAGGCACAAAAAAAAAGUGUGUAUUUGUAUGUGUUUCAUAUGUAAAUAAAUAGACUAUAUUUGCAAAAGUCUUUUCCGGCAAAUACUUCCAGGUUUCUGUUAGGUGUUGGGU
Molecule: messenger RNA, 1120 nt
Organism: Morus notabilis
Lineage: Eukaryota; Viridiplantae; Streptophyta; Magnoliopsida; Rosales; Moraceae
Product: calmodulin-like protein 3
Exons: 1
Coding region: 79-792 (237 amino acids)
Molecular function (GO): calcium ion binding
Source: RefSeq, a predicted model, not a curated record